GGCCCCGCCCCCCUUGUGGGCGUGACCUCGCGUGGCCCCACCCCUUCCCAGUACGCCCAGGCCCUGGCCGAGUUCAUCCGGAGCCAGAGCAUCCGGGAGCUGAAGGUGUGGACCAGCCACAUGAAGCGCACCAUCGAGACGGCCGAGGCGCUGGGGGUGCCCUACGAGCAGUGGAAGGCGCUCAACGAGAUCGACGCGGGGGUCUGCGAGGAGAUGACCUACGAGGAGAUCCAGGAGCGCUACCCCGAGGAAUUCGCCCUGCGCGACCAGGACAAGUACCGCUACCGCUACCCGAAAGGCGAGUCCUACGAGGACCUGGUGCAGCGCCUGGAGCCGGUCAUCAUGGAGCUGGAGCGGCAGGAGAACGUGCUGGUCAUCUGCCACCAAGCCGUCAUGCGCUGCCUGCUGGCCUAUUUCCUGGACAAAAGCGCCGAGGAGCUGCCCUACCUCCGGUGCCCCCUGCACACCGUGCUCAAGCUGACCCCUGUGGCUUACGGGUGCGAAGUGGAAUCCAUCUUCCUCAACGUGGAGGCGGUCAACACCCACCGCGAGAAACCCCAGAACGUUGACGUCAGCCGUCCCCCGGCCGAAGCCCUGAUCACCGUCCCCGAGCACUACUGA
Molecule: messenger RNA, 621 nt
Organism: Cygnus atratus (black swan)
Lineage: Eukaryota; Metazoa; Chordata; Aves; Anseriformes; Anatidae
Product: 6-phosphofructo-2-kinase/fructose-2,6-bisphosphatase-like
Biological process (GO): fructose 2,6-bisphosphate metabolic process
Cellular component (GO): 6-phosphofructo-2-kinase/fructose-2,6-biphosphatase complex; cytosol
Molecular function (GO): fructose-2,6-bisphosphate 2-phosphatase activity; 6-phosphofructo-2-kinase activity; ATP binding
Source: RefSeq, a predicted model, not a curated record